Messenger RNA from Aspergillus saccharolyticus JOP 1030-1, 678 nucleotides. RefSeq names its product cutinase family protein. Gene Ontology annotation, molecular function: cutinase activity. The record is from RefSeq and is a predicted model, not a curated record. Gene Ontology annotation, cellular component: extracellular region. The coding region runs from base 1 to 678 and encodes 225 amino acids. Gene Ontology annotation, biological process: carbohydrate catabolic process. Lineage: Eukaryota; Fungi; Ascomycota; Eurotiomycetes; Eurotiales; Aspergillaceae. The transcript is spliced from 3 exons.
AUGGCCCCUCUCAAGUCUCUCCUCUUCGGCGCUCUCGCUACGCUGGCCGUAGCAAGCCCUGUCCCCGCCCCAGCCCCGGAGCUCAACCAACUCCAAACCCGUCAGACCAUGAACUCAAACGAUCUGACCUCCGGCUCCUGCAAGGACGUCACCUUGAUCUUUGCUCGUGGAUCAACCGAGAUGGGCAACAUGGGCACAGUGAUUGGACCCCCCCUGUGUACCGCCCUCAAGUCCAAGCUCGGCGACGAUAAAGUCGCCUGCCAGGGUGUCGGCGGCCAGUACACCGCCGGGUUGAUCCAGAACGACCUGCCCCAGAACACCGACCCCGCGUCCAUUUCCGCGGCCAAGAGCGUCUUCGAGGAGGCGGCCUCCAAGUGUCCAAACACAAAGAUUGUAGCUGGUGGAUACAGUCAAGGAAGCGCUGUCAUCGACAACGCCGUGCAGGAGGUCAGCUCCUCCAUCCGCGACCAGAUCAAGGGCGUGGUGCUGUUCGGCUUCACCCGCAACGUCCAGGACCACGGGCAGAUCCCCAACUACCCCAAGGACGACGUCAAGGUGUACUGCGCGGUGGGCGAUCUCGUCUGCGACGAUACCCUGAUCGUGACGGCGAUGCAUCUGACCUACGGGAUGGAUGCCGGCGAUGCGGCCAACUUCUUGGCGUCAAAGGUGGAUGCUUGA